Molecule: messenger RNA, 3779 nt
Organism: Hemicordylus capensis (graceful crag lizard)
Lineage: Eukaryota; Metazoa; Chordata; Lepidosauria; Squamata; Cordylidae
Gene: DBNL
Product: drebrin like
Exons: 14
Coding region: 132-1589 (485 amino acids)
Biological process (GO): positive regulation of axon extension; regulation of actin filament polymerization; positive regulation of dendritic spine morphogenesis
Cellular component (GO): actin filament; site of polarized growth; postsynaptic density
Molecular function (GO): actin filament binding
Source: RefSeq, a predicted model, not a curated record
GCCGUCCUCCCCAGCCCUGCGCUGCGCCAGGCGGAGCCGGAAGCCGGCGAAGGUUGUUGAGCUGAGCCCGAGACGAAGGCAAGGCAGGCAGGCAGCAGCAGCAGCAGCUCCUCCUCCGCCUCCCUCUCCUCAUGGCGCUGAACCUGAGCAGGAACGGGCCGGCGCUGCAGGAGGCCUACGGCCGGGUGGUCUCCUCGGCGAGCCCCACCGACUGGGCUCUAUUUACCUAUGAAGGGAACAGUAAUGACCUGAGAGUAGCUUGUACUGGAGAUGGUGGUCUGGAGGAGAUGGUGGAAGAACUCAGUAGUGGAAAAGUGAUGUAUGCUUUCUGCAGGGUGAAAGAUCCCAACUCCGGCUUGCCCAAAUAUGUGCUUGUCAAUUGGACUGGUGAAGGUGUUAAUGAUGUGAGAAAGGGAGCCUGUGCCAACCAUGUCAGCACUGUGGCAAACUUCUUAAAGGGUGCUCAUGUUACGAUAAAUGCCCGGGCUGAGGAGGAUGUGGAGCCAGAGGCUAUCAUAGAAAAAGUGGCCAAGGCUUCAGGGGCAAACUACAACUUCCAUAAAGAAGGCAGCAGAUUCCAGGAUGCAGGUCCUCAGGCUCCAGUGGGCUCUGUCUACCAGAAAACAAAUGCCAUGUCUGAGAUCAAGAGAGUCAGUAAAGAUAGCUUCUGGGCGAAAGCAGAGAAAGAUGAGGAGAAUCGCCGGCUAGAGGAGAAGAGAAAAGCAGAGGAAGAGCGGCAGCGUUUGGAGAAAGAGCGCCGAGACCGGGAAUUGCAGGAAGCAACUUUACGUGAGCGAAGAUUUAAGGAGCGAGCCAAUGAGAUUGAUGCACAGAAGAAAUUCCAGCAACAACAGGAAACUGACUCAAGGGACAAAGAGAAACAACAAUGGAAAGAACAGGAAGAAGAGCACAGCAAGAUGCAGAAGGGUUUCCGAAGGAGGAGUGAGUCUGUGGAGAAAGCUCAGGAAGCGGCAUCACUGAUAUCACAAAGAUCAGUGAAUCCCCGUGACAUCUUCAAACAAAAGGAGAGGUCCAUGUCCACAGAAGCACCAGCUGUCAAUUCGCAGCCAGGCAAAUUACGGAGCCCUUUCCUACAGGAGAACAGUCAAGCAGAGACCCCAGUCUCUCCUGUCCACACUGCUGUGCAAGAUGUUCACCCUCCUCCUGUUGUUCAUUCGUCUGUACACGAUACACCUCCAGUCUCUCCUGCUCCUGAACUUGCUGAUUCUGUUAGGCAGGACAGUUACAAACCCAGCGCUCCUGUCUACCAGCCAGAGGCAGAACAAGAAGCUGUGUAUGAAGAGCCCCCUAGCCCACGGGUUCUGUAUGAUGAGCCCCCUCAGGAAGAGCCUGAAGACACUAAAUAUGACUAUGUUGAUAACUACCAACAAAAUCUCAACCUGGAAGGAAAAGGUUUAUGUGCUCGAGCCUUAUAUGACUAUCAAGCAGCUGAUGAUACUGAGAUCUCUUUUGAUCCUGAAAACAUAAUCACCAGCAUUGAAAUGAUCGAUGAAGGCUGGUGGCGUGGUUAUGGUCCAGAUGGCCACUUUGGGAUGUUCCCUGCCAACUAUGUUGAACUCCUCGAAUAACUGCCUUGUACCAGAGGAAGAAUACAAGCAAUACCUGAAAGAACCACUCUGUCAAAUCCACUUCUUCAAGGUGAAAUUGUAUGGCUUUUGAGAGUGAAGUGCCAUUUCUCUGCUCCCCUGUUGUCCGAGCAGCAUCUGCAGCUGCCCUGAGAAGCAGAACUUUUCCUUUGCCUCCUUUUAGUUUUCCUUAACUGGCAUUUUCAGGUGAAGAUAGGAAAUCCAUCUUGACAGUGUGUGACAUUUUCCUUCAGUUUUUUGAGGGAGUGGGGGAUACUUUUUGAUGAAGGUAAAGGCAUUGGCCAAACACUUCUCUAGACACACAGGGACCAGAUUACUCUCCGAACACCAAUACGGAGUGUUUAGAAGACAGGAAGGGCUUAAUAACAGAAACAGCAGGGCUUAUAGUGCAAACGGAUUUCUCAUUCCACGUGUCACAGUUUCCAAGAUAGCAUGUCAGGGGAUAUCUUAAGAAAUGCCUACAUAACCUAGUGGCCUGUGUAACUUGCCAGUUGAGGUUUUGGGCUGCAGUCCACAACUGGGUUAAUCAAGAGCCCUGCCUUGGAGAAAACAGGUUGCGAGUUAUAGCUUUGAGAUGCAAUCAGGCAGGAACUGCUCCAGGACAAAGCUCUGUUGAAAGGAAUGGGAUUGUGCACUGGUUGUGCGGCAUUCUUGUGCAACAUUCUUCUGUUUCAGUGGAAGAUUUUGCCCUAAAACCCCACUCCAUGCUUUGUGUGAGGACCAAGCAGCCCAACUUUUAAGCUCUUAGGUAUUGUGAAAUUUCUCCCCUUGAUUUAAAAAACAACAACACACACAGCCCCACACUGUUGUUCCUUGAUACAACUUCAGAUAUCAACACCAUCAGUGCAGGCAAUAAACUAAUGCUCUGGAAGCGAUGCUAGCUUCAAAUAUCACACUGCUUCAAAUAUCAUGUUCUGUAGUGGUGUGUGGUUCAGUCAACGUAGGAGGACCUUGAUUUCUGUGUUGCCUUUUCUGGGUUUUAUAAGCCUGAUACUGCAUUUAGAUAGGAUUUGAAGUAAUGUUCUCCCCUCCCCACCCCCCCUUACAUAGCUUAAUAAAACAGGAUAUAAAGAAACUUUUGGCAGCUGAGUGUGCUGCGGCAAUUGUGUGACACGCUGCAAAGUUCUGUCAAACGUUCACCUAGCAUUGUCCCUUGGUGAGGAAUUCGCUGCAGGUGUAGCUUAACAUUUUAAAUCAGCCAUUUUUACAUUCCUUUUGUUUUGCUCAAGGCAACUUGGAUGGGAUUCUUGAAGAACUUUCAAAACACUUCUUGUGUGGAUAUCUGGGAUAGAGAGUAGAUUUUGUAGAGAAGAAUCUUGUGGUCUGAGAGGCAAAACAAACGGUCUUGCAAAAUUUAAAUUGCAUUAUCCCCUGCCUUCUGCAUGAUGUGGUAAUAAUUAUGGAAACAAGGACUUCUAAAUACAGCUCUUUAGUAGCCUCUUUCUGUUAUUAGUUUCCCCCUAGUGGCACUUUAGAAAAUGAUGGUUUUAAAGGUAGUGAACAGCUUUCAAAAAUUGACUUUCAUUUCCACAUGCUGCUCCUUACCCAAUCUGAGAUAUUCAUUGUGUUUCUGACUGGGGCUGCUGUUUUAUCUUCUUCCAUCUCACUAAUAUAGUGGGAACCAUUCGAAAACACACCCCAUUCUAACUCCCCAUCAGUGUUCCCUCUAACAGGGAUUCCCAGCUGUUGUUCACUACAACUCCCAGUAUCCCUAGCUCCAAUGGCCUUUGGCUGGGGGAUUAUGGGAGUUGUAGUCAACAACAUCUGGGAAUCCCUGUUAGAGGGAACGCUGCUCCCUAAAUAAGAUUAGAGAUGAAUGUGGGACCUCUCUCCAUCUUUUCAUUCCUCUUGGUUUGGCAGCUUUAAUUUGGAUGGGUUUUAAUUUCUUUGUUUUUUUAAUGGCAUCUUUCCUUUCAGGAAUAAUAAAGUGUUUUUCCUUGGGAAUGGCCGCAGCAAGCCUGCAGUGGCUACAUAGGGAUCCCUGAGUGUUGAUUUUUAUUAGAAUUACCAACUAUCAGGCAGAAUCAUUGCUAUUUGCUGUAUCUUCUGGUUUUUUUGUUCAAAUUCUCCUUUGCCAGCCUUCUGCCAUGCAUGGAGACUUGGGUUGGGGAAAAGCUUGUGACUUGUAUCAGGAUGAUCUGAAUGAUUAAAAGAACAAAGUGAUUAAAAUUA